AUGAGAAAGAAUUCAUUUAAAAAGACAAGAUCCCGCACUUCGAGAAACAUAGAUGUCGUUCGAAACUUUUUACUCUGUUUCCAUUAUUGGUUGCGUCGUCUAACCAUUGAUACGAGGGCUCAUCUUGCAAUCGCACUUCGAUCGAAAUUACCUGAUUGGAGAUUUAUAGCUUUUGUUGUCUCGAAUUCUAUACCCGGAAAGAAACUUCUCGGCGAUUGGCGGUUUCCACCGAUUUUCUUCGUUGCUGGUUUUCUCUUCGAAGUUGUUCUUUGCAAAUUGCGCAUUAACAAUAUUAACUUUUACGACGUUUACAAACGAAAACAGGCGCACGAAUUUGUUGUUAAAAAACAUCAACUUGACGAUUAUUUGAAAACACGUUUAAAAUAUGUUACCGCAAAUGCUCUAACCUUUAUUAUUGGCUCUCAGACGGCUCAUAUCUGGCUGAAUCCGAUGAAAGAUUAUAAAGAUUUCAUUCAGAAGGCGGAGGCUGACUAUCAAGCUCAGCAGCAAGAAUUAGCUGAAGUAGAAGAGUAUUUGAAGAAAAAACGAGAAGAUCGUUUGAAACAGAUUAGUUAA
Molecule: messenger RNA, 576 nt
Organism: Adineta ricciae
Lineage: Eukaryota; Metazoa; Rotifera; Eurotatoria; Adinetida; Adinetidae
Source: the annotation of a GenBank genome assembly